Messenger RNA from Ananas comosus (pineapple), 1407 nucleotides. Its product is annotated as pentatricopeptide repeat-containing protein OGR1, mitochondrial-like. The transcript has a single exon. Lineage: Eukaryota; Viridiplantae; Streptophyta; Magnoliopsida; Poales; Bromeliaceae. Gene Ontology annotation, molecular function: RNA binding; protein binding. The record is from RefSeq and is a predicted model, not a curated record. Gene Ontology annotation, biological process: RNA modification. Bases 1 to 1407 code for a protein of 468 amino acids.
AUGCCCGGCGCCGGCGCCCGCGCCCGCGCCCGUUUCCUCUCCUUCCCACUCGACCCGCGCCGCAUCAAACCCAUCCUCGCCCUCGCCAUCUCCGGCGGCCUCCUCCUCCCCUCCGCAGCCGCCGCCGCCGUCGCCGCCUACUCCGGCCUCCUCCGCGCCCUCUCCCUCUCCCCCUCCCCUUCCCCUUCCCUCGCCCUCCCACUCUUCCGCCUCAUGCUCCGCUCCUCCCUCUCCCCCGACCCCUUCUCCCUUCCCUCCCUCCUCCGCUCCUGCGCCUCCUCCUCCCCACUCCUCGCUCUCGCCCUCCACGCUCUCGCCCUCCGCCGCGGCCUCCUCCCCCACCCCCACGUCGCCACCUCCCUCCUCCACUCCUACGCUGCCUCUUCCUCCCCCGGCCUCCUCCCCCACGCCCUCCAACUGUUCGACGAAAUGCCCCGCCGCACGACCGUCACCUUCAACGCUCUCCUCUCCCGCCUCGCCAGGUACUCCGACGCCGGCCGCGCCCACGGCCUCCUCCUCUUCUCUCGCAUGCUCUCCUCCGGCCCCACCCCCAACGCCGACACGCUCGCCGCCGCGCUCCUCUGCUGCGCCGGCCUCGGCGCGCUCGCCCUCGGCCGCGCGGCGCACGCGCUCGCCGCGCGCCGGGGUGCGGCGCGCGCGCCCCAGCUCGGCACGAGCCUCGUCCACAUGUACGCCAAGUGCGGGAGCCUGGACUCCGCGCGCCGGGUGUUCGACCGCGCGAUGCCGGCCAGAGACGCGUCCGCCUGGACGGCCAUGAUCGCCGCGCUCGCCGCGCACGCCCGCGGCGAGGACGCCGUCCACCUGUUCGACGAAAUGGUCGGCCGGGAAAACCUCUCGCCCGACAGCUUGACCUUCACGUGCGCGCUCCACGCCUGCGCCAACUCGGGCAUGGCCGAGCGGGGCCUCAAGCUGUUCGACGAAAUGCAGAGCGUGUACGGAAUCAAACCGAGAAUGGAGCACUACGGCGCAAUCGUGGAUUUGUUAGGCCGCGCCGGGCGCAUAGACGCGGCGGAGUGCGUCGUGAGCUCGAUGCCCUUCGAGCCCAACCGUGCCGUGUGGGGCGCAUUUCUCCACGCCUGCGUGCACAACGCCGACUCUGCUCUCGCAGAAAAGUUGGGGAAGCGCAUAUCGGAACUAGGAUUAGGAUUAGGAUUCGACGUAGGCGUUUCGAACUUGUACGCUAGAGUUGGGAGGUGGGAGGAGGUUGGGGAGGUGAGGGAUAGGAUGGUGGAGCUCGGGGUGCAAAAGGAGAAGGGGUUUAGCUCGGUUGAGGUGAAUGGGGAGGUGGUCAAGUUCUUGGUGGGAGAUGUUAGGCACCCGUUAACGUUAGAGAUAUAUGAUUUGUUGGAGAGGAUUGGUGCAGUGAUAAUGGUGUUUGAUGGAUAG